AUGUCUAGAGAUAACCUCUCAUGCCUUCUUUACGGGCCCGGACAGCUCAAAUUUGAACAUCGGCCUGUUCCCGAGAUCACUGAUGCCCACGACGCUAUCAUCCGCAUCACCUAUGUUGGUGUCUGUGGCAGCGACGUACACUUCUGGACGCACGGAGGCGUCAGCCGAAAGGUCUCAGACGAAGCCCCCCUCGUCAUGGGCCAUGAAGCUUCAGGUAUCGUACACGCAGUUGGCUCCGAAGUCACCACACUGAAACCCGGCGACCGCGUGGCCAUCGAGCCCGGGUUCCCCUGCAGGCGCUGCAAGCUCUGCAAGGCUGGAAGAUACAACCUCUGCCGUGGCAUGAAGUUUGCGGCCGACCCCCCUUCAACUCACGGCACCCUGACUCGGUUGUUCAAGAUCCCCGCAGACUUUGCGUACAAGAUCCCAGACUCGCUCGGCUUGCAGGAGGCCGUCAUGGUCGAGCCAUUUAGCGUUGCCAUUCAUGGAGUCCGCCUUGCCGGUCUGCAGCCGGGACAGACGGUGUUGGUGCAAGGGUCGGGCACCAUCGGCCUUCUGUCCGCUGCGGCCGCAGUGGCUUACGGGGCGGGUUCUGUCAUGGUCGUGGACAUCAAUCAGAAGAAACUCGAUUUUGCUAGGACGUUUGUCGAAUGCAAGACGUUCAUUCCUGAUGCUUCGUCCACGCCGGAAGCAAACGCGGAAAAUCUCAGAGCAGUUGCUGGCCUCGAGGGCGGAUUCGAUGUCGUUCUGGAAUGCACUGGAGUAGAAUCUUCGGCUCAAACUGGUCUGUUUGCAUCGGCAGCUGGGGGGGUCUUUGUCCAGAUUGGAAUGGGCAGACCAAAGCAAAGUCUUCCGCUGCUCGACAUGUGUGAGAAGGAGACCACGCUUAAGACGGCAUUCCGGUACGGACCCGGCGAUUACGAGAUUGCAUUAGAACUAUUGGCGGCUGGGAAACCUAGCGUUAAGUCCCUGAUAAGCAGCACGUCGCCUUUCCGUGAUGUUACUGAGGCUUGGGAGAAAACGAAAAGAGGCGAGGGGAUAAAAAACCUGAUUCAGGUCACAGAAGAGUAA
Messenger RNA from Clonostachys solani, 1071 nucleotides. NCBI's taxonomy places the organism in Eukaryota, Fungi, Ascomycota, Sordariomycetes, Hypocreales, Bionectriaceae. The record is from the annotation of a GenBank genome assembly.